UCAUGUAACAAAACAGAACUUCCUUGAAGUGAAUAAACCCAUAUGAGGUCAUGGAAGAGCUGGGAUUGGAAUCUUGGUGUUGUGAGUUCAGAUCUGGUGUUUGCACCUGUAAGAUGGUGCUGGGGAAACAGGAACACAAGCUCCCAUGAGAGCAAAUCGGGCUGGAAAAUUCUAACAUGGGAAAUCAGGAGAGAUGAGAAGCAAAUAGAUUGAAAGAAGCUACUCAGGCUGCUGAAAAGAACGGGAAUUUUGCCAUGUUUUUGUAGCAGCAGUUUUCAAGUGUGAUCCUCAGACUGUGGGCGGCCUUUGAGAUUCUCCUGAGAUUUGGCAAGGUCACAGCUAUUUUCAUAAUAUCUCCAGUCACUCUGCCUUUUUCUCGUGAUCAUAUUUGCACCGGGGUGUAGAAGCAAAGUUUCCUGGUGAUGAUAUGGCAUCUGCCAGCUCCAGCCGGCCAGGAGUGGCUCUCCCUUUUGAGAAAUCUCAGCUUACCCUGAAAGUGGUGUCUGCAAAGCCCAAGGUGCACAACCGGCAGCCUCGCAUCAACUCGUACGUGGAGGUGGCGGUAGAUGGGCUGCCCAGCGAGACCAAGAAGACGGGCAAGCGCAUCGGGAGCUCCGAGCUGCUGUGGAAUGAGAUCAUCGUCCUGAAUGUCACAGCCCAGAGUCAUUUAGAUCUGAAGGUCUGGAGCUGCCACACCUUGAGGAAUGAACUGCUAGGCACGGCCUCUGUCAACCUCUCCAACGUCCUGAAGAACAAUGGGGGCAAAAUGGAGAACACGCAGCUGACCCUGAACCUGCAGACGGAGAACAAAGGCAGCGUUGUGUCAGGCGGAGAGCUGACAAUUUUCCUGGACGGGCCCUCUGUUGACGUGGGAAGCGUGCCUAAUGGCAGUGCCGUGACAGACGGAUCACAGCUGCCUUCAAGAGAGUCCAGUGGGUCAAGCGUAGCUUCCGAGAACCGGCACCCGCCCACCAGCACAAACUGCUUUGGUGGGAGAUCCCGAACGCACAGACACUCAGGUGGUUCAGCCAGGACAGCCGCAGCAACCGUCGAUCAGAGCCCUGGGACGAGGAACCGGCACCGCCAGCCCGUCAAGAACCCCAGCCACAGCGGCCUGGCCAAUGGCGCAGUGAAUGAUGAAUCUACUGCUGCCACUGAUCCUGAAGAACCUUCUGUUGUCGGUGUGACGUCCCCACCUGCCUCAGCCUUGAGUGUGACCCCCAACCCCGGCACGACGUCUCUUCCUGCUCCGGCCACACCGGCUGAGGGAGAGGAGCCCAGCACUUCGGGCACACAGCAGCUCCCCACGGCUGCACAGGCUCCUGAUGCUCUGCCUGCCGGGUGGGAGCAGCGGGAGCUGCCCAAUGGGCGGGUCUAUUAUGUGGACCACAAUACCAAGACCACCACCUGGGAGCGGCCUCUUCCUCCAGGCUGGGAGAAGCGCACAGACCCCCGAGGGAGGUUUUACUACGUGGAUCACAACACUCGGACCACCACCUGGCAGCGCCCCACAGCCGAGUACGUGCGGAACUACGAGCAGUGGCAGUCACAGCGCAACCAGCUGCAGGGGGCCAUGCAACACUUCAGCCAAAGAUUCCUCUACCAGUCUUCGAGCACUUCGACUGACCAUGAUCCCCUGGGCCCGCUGCCCCCCGGCUGGGAGAAGAGGCAGGACAAUGGACGGGUGUAUUACGUGAACCACAACACACGCACCACCCAGUGGGAGGACCCUCGGACGCAGGGGAUGAUCCAGGAACCAGCUCUGCCCCCUGGAUGGGAAAUGAAGUACACCAGCGAGGGGGUGCGAUAUUUUGUGGACCACAAUACUCGCACCACCACCUUUAAAGAUCCUCGCCCCGGGUUUGAGUCAGGGACUAAGCAAGGUUCCCCUGGUGCCUAUGACCGGAGUUUUCGGUGGAAGUAUCAUCAGUUCCGGUUCCUGUGCCACUCAAAUGCCCUGCCCAGCCAUGUGAAGAUCAGCGUUUCCAGGCAGACGCUCUUUGAGGAUUCUUUCCAACAGAUCAUGAACAUGAAGCCCUAUGACCUGCGCCGCCGGCUCUACAUCAUCAUGCGUGGGGAGGAGGGCCUGGACUACGGAGGCAUCGCCAGAGAGUGGUUCUUCCUCCUGUCCCACGAGGUGCUCAACCCCAUGUACUGCUUGUUUGAGUAUGCCGGGAAGAACAACUACUGCCUGCAGAUCAACCCCGCCUCCUCCAUCAACCCCGACCACCUCACCUACUUCCGCUUCAUCGGCAGGUUCAUCGCCAUGGCCCUGUACCAUGGGAAGUUCAUUGACACAGGCUUCACCCUCCCUUUCUACAAGCGGAUGCUCAACAAGAGACCCACGCUGAAAGACCUGGAAUCCAUCGACCCUGAGUUCUAUAACUCCAUCCUCUGGAUCAAAGAGAACAAUCUAGAAGAGUGCGGCCUGGAGCUCUUCUUCAUCCAGGACAUGGAGAUCCUGGGCAAGGUGACAACCCACGAGCUGAAGGAGGGCGGCGAGAGUAUCCGUGUCACAGAGGAGAACAAGGAAGAAUAUAUCAUGCUGCUGACGGACUGGCGCUUCACCCGAGGCGUGGAAGAACAGACCAAAGCCUUCCUAGAUGGCUUCAAUGAGGUGGCCCCCCUGGAGUGGCUGCGCUAUUUUGAUGAGAAAGAGCUAGAGCUCAUGCUGUGUGGCAUGCAGGAGAUUGACAUGAGUGACUGGCAGAAGAACACUAUCUACCGGCACUACACCAAGAACAGCAAGCAGAUCCAGUGGUUCUGGCAGGUGGUGAAGGAGAUGGACAACGAGAAAAGGAUCCGGCUGCUGCAGUUCGUUACCGGAACCUGCCGCCUGCCUGUCGGGGGAUUCGCCGAGCUCAUUGGGAGCAACGGACCUCAGAAGUUCUGCAUUGACAAGGUCGGCAAGGAAACCUGGCUGCCCAGAAGCCACACAUGCUUCAACCGUCUGGAUCUCCCGCCCUACAAGAGCUACGAACAGCUGAAGGAGAAGCUGCUGUAUGCUGUUGAGGAGACCGAGGGCUUUGGACAGGAGUAACCGAGGCUGCCCCUCCCCAGCCCCCAGCACAUACGUAGUCCCGAGUCCUCCCUGCCUGACAGCCUGCCGGCCACACAGCCCUCAGGAAGGCCCUGUGGAUGGUGGCCCUGCAUGGGACCACAGCGUCAUCCCCGAUGGCAGAACCUGCCCUCCUACCUGCAGGUGGCAGUCUGGAAUAAAGCCCCGAGUCACCUUGGCCCUGCCACGUGUCGCAAAGUCCAGGGGUGACCCCUGCAAAACUCUCCCCUUCCCUUAGGACCAACCUGGGUGCGCAGGAGUGUGCGAGGGAAGCUGCCCGGUCCCAAAGGACGUGGCAGGAGCCUGGGCCUCAUGUCCUAGUUAGAGGAGGAACUGGCCACUUUCGGGUGGCUGUUCUGGACUGAGAGAGCCGGGUCUUUGCCAGCAGAAGAGGUUCUGUCUUAACUAGAACUUUCCAUGGGUCCACAUGAGACAAAGAUCUGAGGAAAGACACAGGCUGGCCGCAAAGACGAGGGCCUCUGCUCAUCCCUUCUCAGCAGACACAGGGUGGGACCGGCCACCUGCGUGGGGGUCAGUGGGCGGGCAACCGCAAGCUCCCUCCGAGUUGUCCUUUUACAUAAACUUGAAGCGUUUGUGUGUAGGGUCGCUUUUUGUUUUGCUUUUGGUGUGCUGCUGCCACUUCCUGUGGAGGAGGCGGAGCCCCAGGUGUGCCAGGGCCUUGGGGGACCCAGCCUUGCUGGUACAAAAGCUGCUCCUCCUCACAGCUUGGCUUAGCAAGCUCAGGCAGGCCUGACCCGGCCGCUCAGUUGCCCAGUGGCCAAGUCCCUGAGCUCAACGCAGAGGAAGGGCUUGGUGUUCUGAAUGCCACUCCCAACCCAUGCAGUCUGUAGGGAAGGGUUCCCUUUGCUAGAUAGUUCCCUUGGUGGCCCCCGGGGAGGGGCAGAGGAGUCUGACUGCUCCCCCCUGGCAGCCCUAGAGAUCCAGGUGGCCUUAGUUCCCUCCAUGGAACAGCACAUGCCCUGAGCACACUCGUUCUGCAUAGAUGCCAAGCUUUCUCUGCAUCUGGGACCUGACGCCACUGAGAACCAGCAGAAGGGCCCCAAGUGCCUCGACAGCCUGGCGUGGUUGGUGGCGCUCUCUCCACCUUGGGGAUUCUGCUGUGGACUAAGGUUUUUGGGUGUGCAGUCUCCUCUGGGUGCUGGAGUAACGGUGGUGGCACACUCGCUAGUCCAGGGCCCCAGCUGCACACCAGCUUCUGGGGCCUCCAGGCUGGCCCUCAGAUCCGCCCGGGAGCUGUAAGGACAGUGUCACCGUCCCUUGUCUUGUCCUUCCCGGGUCUGGAGGGAGAGCCCUGUCCACCCAUGGUGCACGUGCUGAUUUGAGUGACCCUGCUCAGUGCGGCUUGGCAUUUUCUCUCCCCUCAGUUAGCUCUGGUAUCCCCUGGACACGUCCCCAUGAAGGCUGCUCCAGCAGGUGGGCAGGGGUGCAGGCAGCCAGCGAGGCACAGGAGCGUCAAGCUCACGGAUGUUCACGUGUGUUUGUGUGUGCGUGUGCAUACGUGUGUGCAGAGCUGAAGUGUCGGUGUGGAAUGCCCUGCGGUAGAACUGGGUCAGUCUGGAUUGUUUUGUAACGCCCGCCCCUGCAUUGGUAUUGCCAGGUUCUUGUGCAAUAAACAAUUGCAGCCGUG
Cavia porcellus (domestic guinea pig) is the source of this 4706-nucleotide messenger RNA. It is a transcript of the gene Wwp2, whose product is annotated as WW domain containing E3 ubiquitin protein ligase 2. The coding region runs from base 428 to 3040 and encodes 870 amino acids. Lineage: Eukaryota; Metazoa; Chordata; Mammalia; Rodentia; Caviidae. Gene Ontology annotation, biological process: negative regulation of transcription by RNA polymerase II; proteasome-mediated ubiquitin-dependent protein catabolic process; regulation of monoatomic ion transmembrane transport. The transcript is spliced from 25 exons. The record is from RefSeq and is a predicted model, not a curated record. Gene Ontology annotation, molecular function: protein binding; ubiquitin protein ligase activity. Gene Ontology annotation, cellular component: cytoplasm.